Messenger RNA from Corticium candelabrum, 1028 nucleotides. RefSeq names its product LIM domain-containing protein A-like. Bases 15 to 929 code for a protein of 304 amino acids. The transcript has a single exon. The record is from RefSeq and is a predicted model, not a curated record. NCBI's taxonomy places the organism in Eukaryota, Metazoa, Porifera, Homoscleromorpha, Homosclerophorida, Plakinidae.
GUCAUGCAGUGUGCAUGCAUGGAUACACACAAUUGCAUACACCAACAAACAAACAAACAAACAAACAAACACACAAACAAACAAACACAAACAAACAAACAAACAUAUACAAACACAAACACAACAAACAUGUACACAAACAAACAAACACAUACAAACACACACAACAAACAAACAAACACACAUACAAACAAACACACACAAACACACACAUACACAAACAAACACACACAAACAAACACACAUACAAACAAGCACACACAAACAAACAAACAAACACACACAAACACACACAUACACAAACAAACACACACAAACAAACACACAUACAAACAAGCACACACAAACAAACAAACAAACACAUACAAACAAACACACACAAACAACAAACAUGUACACAAACAAACACACACAAACAAACAAACAAACAUACACAAACAAACAAACACACAUACAAACAAACACACACAAACAAACAAACACAUACACAAACAAACACACACAAACAAACUCACCACACAUACAUACAAACAAACAAACACAUAAACAAACCAAAACACACCACACAUACAUACAAACAAGCAAAGACAAAACAAAUGCACCACAUACAUAAACAAAACAAACAAACACACACAAACAAAUGCACCACAUAUAUAAAUAUAACAAGCAAACAAACAAACACACACAGCAAGCAAAUGCACCACACAAACAAACAAACCAUGCACACAAACAAACACACAAAUAAGUACACUGCAUACAUAAACGAAUCAAGCAAACACACACACACACACACACACACACACACACACACACACACACACACACACACACACACACACACACACACACACACACACACACACACACACACACACACACAGCUCAGCAUUGUCUCCUGCAUUCACUGCUUAGUGAGCAUAUCAACUUAACUUAAAGGGAUGCACAUACUGCAUCAUGUCUUCACUGGAAAUCGCAUUCAUUUAAUAUCAUUCGUGAAUGGUUGUGACCAAAACGUAUUGCUACCACAG